Molecule: messenger RNA, 690 nt
Organism: Setaria italica (foxtail millet)
Lineage: Eukaryota; Viridiplantae; Streptophyta; Magnoliopsida; Poales; Poaceae
Product: thaumatin-like protein 1
Exons: 1
Coding region: 1-690 (229 amino acids)
Biological process (GO): defense response
Cellular component (GO): extracellular region
Source: RefSeq, a predicted model, not a curated record
AUGACCAUUUCCGGCGCAAUGGCAGCAACGUUCGUGUUCAGAAACAACUGCAAGGAGACGAUCUACCCCGGCGUGCAGACGAACCCAGGCAGGCCGGCAUUCCCGACCACCGGCUUCCAGCUUCAUCCCGGCGCAGAAGCCCAAUACCACGGCGUCGCGUCCACCUGGGCCGGCCGCAUCUGGCCUCGCCGCCACUGCUCCCCCGGCGCCCCGGGCGGCUUGUCCUGCGCGUCCGGCGACUGCGGAGGGAGGCUCGAGUGGGCCGGCGCCGGCGGCCAGCCGCCGUGCACGCUGGCGGAGUUCACGCUCGGCGGGUCGGGCGGCAAUGACUUCUACGACGUCAGCAACGUCGAUGGCUUCAACGCCCCUCUCCUGAUCGCGCCGGUCGGCGGCGCCGGCUGCACGACGGUGACGUGCGGCGCCGACAUCAACGCGGCGUGCCCGCCGGAGCUGGCGGUGAAGGCGGGGGACGGCGGCACGGUGGGGUGCAGGAGCGCGUGCCUGGCGUUCAACACCGACGAGCACUGCUGCCGCGGGGAUUAUGGGACCCCCGACAGGUGCGGGCCGGGCAGGUACUCGAAAUUCUUCAAGGCGCAGUGCCCGCAGGCCUACAGCUACGCUUACGACGACGGAAGCAGCACCUUCACCUGCGCCACCGGCGGCAACUACAACAUCGUCUUCUGCCCUUGA